Messenger RNA from Hyaloscypha bicolor E, 423 nucleotides. Its product is annotated as UBC-like protein. Lineage: Eukaryota; Fungi; Ascomycota; Leotiomycetes; Helotiales; Hyaloscyphaceae. Gene Ontology annotation, cellular component: nucleus. The transcript is spliced from 5 exons. Gene Ontology annotation, biological process: protein K63-linked ubiquitination; DNA damage tolerance. The coding region runs from base 1 to 423 and encodes 140 amino acids. The record is from RefSeq and is a predicted model, not a curated record.
AUGGGUGCCAAAGUCCCUCGAAACUUCCGACUGCUAGAGGAGCUUGAGAAAGGAGAGAAGGGUCUCGGAGCUGAAGCAUGUUCCUACGGCCUGGCUGAAGGCGACGAUCUGUUGAUGUCCAACUGGAACGGCACAAUCCUAGGUCCCCCACAUAGUGUCCAUGAAAACCGAAUCUACAGCCUCAAGAUGCACUGCGGUGAUCAAUAUCCUGACAAGCCACCGCUCAUCCAAUUCAUUACCGAAGUUAACCUGCCCUGUGUCAAUCCAAGAAACGGAACCGUCGACCCCACCAAACUUCCCUGCCUGGCCAACUGGACCCGAGACAACACAAUGGAGACCGUCUUGAUUGAACUGAGGAGAUACAUGGCCCACCCCUCCAACAAGAAGCUCCCUCAACCCCCGGAAGGCUCCGUCUACACAUAG